AUGAACGUCUACAACGCGGCCGCGGCCGUCGUCGACAAGGUCCGGACCAAGCACAGCGGGAUCCGCACGGCGCUCUACGCGCUGCCCAUCUCGCAUGGCCUGCGGCCGACGAUCCAGGCGCUGGCGCAGGAGAGCCUCAAGCACGCCGAUGCGCUCGUGGCCGGCGCGUCGGCCCUCGCCGCGCGCCUCGCUUUGGCUAACCCGUCGUCGUCAGUCGUUGCGUUCGAGCGCGCGCCGGCGCGGGCCACGUCGCUCCGGAACACGGUCGCCAAGGCCGGCGCCAACGACCGCAUCUCGGUGGUCGAAGCCGACUUCCUCGAGACAGACAUGACCAAAGGGCCGUGGGCCGACGCGACGCUGGCGAUCUGCGACCCGUCGUGCUCGGGCUCGGGCAACGUCGCGGUGGGCGAGCCGAUGCCCGAGCACUCGGCCGACGAGCUCACGGCGUUUGCCGACCAUCAAUUUGCGAUCGUCCAGCAGGCCAUGGCGCUCCCCAAGAUGCAAACGGUGGUCUACUCGACGUGCUCGGUGCACGAGGUGGAGAACGAAGGCGUCGUCGCCCGUCUCCUCAAGACCCAUGGCGCCAACUGGGCGCUUGUCUCGGUGCUACCGAAUUGGCCCGAGCGCGGUGUCGAGACCGACGCGCUCGCCCCCCGCGUGACCAAGCGCUGCGUGCGGGCAUCCCACGCCCAGCACACCCACGGCUUUUUCGUGAGCUGCUUUGAGCGGCGGUCCGCGGAAGUUGAACCGGUGCCAAUGCCGUCACGCAAGCGGCCGGUCGAAGCGGUUGCAGCCCCGACGACGGCCCCCAAGAAGAAGAAGCAGAAGAAGAAGAAGCAGAAGACGAAGCAAACGAACACCAACGAUGCGUAG
Saprolegnia parasitica CBS 223.65 is the source of this 873-nucleotide messenger RNA. RefSeq lists its product as hypothetical. Gene Ontology annotation, molecular function: methyltransferase activity. Gene Ontology annotation, biological process: rRNA base methylation. The transcript has 2 exons. The record is from RefSeq and is a predicted model, not a curated record. Lineage: Eukaryota; Oomycota; Saprolegniomycetes; Saprolegniales; Saprolegniaceae. The coding region runs from base 1 to 873 and encodes 290 amino acids. Gene Ontology annotation, cellular component: nucleolus.